AGCGCAACUCCGCAAGCAACCACCCGCACUCCGAUCCCGCCGAGCCAAAGCCCCCCGAGCUCACACAGCAAGAAGCGAGCUCCCUCGGCUCGGUCGCCUUCGCCUUCGUCUCGCCAGGACCCGGCAAGCUAGCGAGCAGUCGAGGCGCUCUCGGACGUUAACGGGCGGCAGAGGUAGAGAAGAGAGAUGGGGCGCGCUCCGUGCUGCGAGAAGAUGGGUCUGAAGAGGGGGCCCUGGACGCCGGAGGAGGACAGGAUCCUGGUGGCGCACAUCGAGCGCCACGGCCACAGCAACUGGCGCGCGCUGCCCAAGCAGGCGGGCCUCCUGCGCUGCGGCAAGAGCUGCCGCCUCCGAUGGAUCAACUACCUCCGCCCGGACAUCAAGCGCGGCAACUUCACCCGGGAGGAGGAGGACGCCAUCAUCCACCUCCACACCGUGCUCGGCAACAGAUGGUCGGCAAUUGCUGCCAGGCUGCCGGGGAGGACGGACAACGAGAUCAAGAACGUCUGGCACACGUACCUCAAGAAGCGCCUCGAGCCCAAGCCAGCCACCCAGCAGGCGCCCAGGCGCAAGUCCAAGAAGCAGCAGCAGCAGCAGCCUGCGGAGAUCGUGAUGCUCGACGGCCCGGCCAGCACCGUGCCGGUGUCGUCGCCGGAGCAGUCGCUCUCCACGUCCACCACCAGCAGCACUGACUACUCGGCGGCCUCGUCGGUGGAGAACAACGCGGACAGCAGCUUCACCUCGGAGGAGGACUACCAGAUCGAGGACAGCUUCUGGUCGGAGACGCUGGCGAUGACGGUGGACAGCUCCGAUUCUUUCGGGAUGGAAAGGGAGGACGCCUGCGUUGAGGCGGCGCCGUCGGCCAACGAUGACAUGGACUUCUGGCUCAAGCUGUUCAUGCAGGCCAGCGACAUGCAGAAUCUGUCCCAGAUCUAGGCGUGCGGGAGGAGCUAGAUGGUCCCUCGCCUGACGAUGAUAUAUAUUUUUUGCCUCACAAUUCUUUGAAUCUUUGUUCUGCUCCGUUUCGGCGGGUGUAUAUCCGACUGAAAACUUGGGAAGCGAAAAGAAAUUGCUUGUUCAUGGCGAUAUUCACUUGUGCGCAUUACUAUACAUGA
Setaria italica (foxtail millet) is the source of this 1115-nucleotide messenger RNA. RefSeq names its product transcription factor MYB30. Lineage: Eukaryota; Viridiplantae; Streptophyta; Magnoliopsida; Poales; Poaceae. The transcript is spliced from 2 exons. Bases 187 to 936 code for a protein of 249 amino acids. The record is from RefSeq and is a predicted model, not a curated record.